Dictyostelium purpureum is the source of this 823-nucleotide messenger RNA. RefSeq lists its product as uncharacterized. Bases 181 to 738 code for a protein of 185 amino acids. The record is from RefSeq and is a predicted model, not a curated record. The transcript has a single exon. NCBI's taxonomy places the organism in Eukaryota, Evosea, Eumycetozoa, Dictyosteliales, Dictyosteliaceae.
GGAAAGAAAAUAGAAAUAAUUUUUCAUAACAAUACAGACUGGGAUAAAGGAGCAUUACUGUAUUACAACUAUUUAUUUUUAGAUUCUUUAAAGGCAAAGAACGUAUUUAAAAUUGAAAAUAUCAAGGUAUCAAAUAUAUAUGUUGAUGGCCCUUACUUUUUAAAUGGAUAUAAGACAAAGAUGUUGGCUCCAAACUCACUUGUUGACUCUUAUUAUAUCGACUUGUGUUAUGAAAAUAUUGGUCCCAAAAUUGAACAAUUUCAAAAUACCUUAAAAUCAUACAAAGCAUGUGGAAAAUCAUUCAAAAUAGGUUUAAAAUCAUUCUUACUACAAUAUGAAGAUAUCAACACCUUAAUUCAAUUUUUAGAAUGUUUAUCAGACGAAAAUGAAAUCGAAAUAUUACAACUUUCACAACCUAAAACAAUAACUAAUCAAAUUAACAAUAUAUUUCAAUACAUAUCAAAUGAAAAACAUUUAGCCUCAGUUCAAAAAAUUGUAUUUACAAAUUCAAUUCCUAGCUAUAAAGAUAUUGAUACAUUUUCAUUUCAACCAUAUCAUGAUUUCAAAUUUACAGAAUUUAAUAGAACAAUUCAAUUCUCCCCAACAAAAGCACACUUUGAAUAUUUAGAAAAAAAGAAAUAUUUAUUUAAUAAUAAAGAUGAAGAGAAUGAAGAAAGCGAAGAAGAUGAAGAUGAAGAUGUAGAAUUUGAAGAUUAUGAAGAAAAUUUCACAAAUUAACAAUUUUAAAAUUUAAAAAAAACAAGAAAAAAAAAAAGAAUAAAUAAAUUUGUGUUGCAUAUGAUUCACGUUUUUAUCAUUACAG